UUUUAUCAAUAUAUUAAAGUUAAAUUACUAGCAAUGCGAUGUAUGAAAUUUUCAUUAGCGGUUAUCGUUUGGCUGAUGUGUUACACGGAAAACCCUAUUACGUUUAUUGUAUCGAAAUUUUAGAAUCAAAGACCAAUAUUCGAUAUUGCAUUGAGAAAAGAUACAGUGAAUUUAGUGCAUUACAUCGUACAUUGAAAAAAUAUAACUCGGAUAUUGCACCAUUUCCACCAAAGAGAGUAAGAAAUUCACAACCAAAAGUAUUAGAACAGCGACGGGCUGCAUUGGAAUUAUAUCUACAAAGAAUGUUACAUAUAAUGGCAACAAAACAACAAGUUCUCAAUUUUCUAGGCAUAGAAAGCCAGGAAACUGAUGCAUUUCAUAAGAGAAUACACAAAACUAUAAACGGCUCAAGGCAUUGUCAUUCAAAUAUAUUAGGACAUCAUCCUGUCUUAAGUUUUCACUGUGAUCCAUAUAUCCAAGCUGACCCCACUAGCAAUCUUCCAGAUGUUGUAACUAAUGGUGUACUGUUGGGUAUAUAUAAAUCUUGAGAUUCUUCCAAUAUAUUAAGAUUAUUUUACACAGAUAUUAAAAAAAUAAGUAUAAUUAUAUUUUGUAAACAAUAUUUAGUUACAAUAUAAUGUUAACAAUAUGCUGAUAAUUAAACAUAAGGAACACAAUCAUGUAGUAAAAUAAUAGUUUCUACAAAUAUAUUUUGUUUCUUGCAAAUAAG
Harpegnathos saltator (Jerdon's jumping ant) is the source of this 730-nucleotide messenger RNA. RefSeq names its product sorting nexin-22. NCBI's taxonomy places the organism in Eukaryota, Metazoa, Arthropoda, Insecta, Hymenoptera, Formicidae. The coding region runs from base 39 to 548 and encodes 169 amino acids. The transcript is spliced from 3 exons. Gene Ontology annotation, molecular function: phosphatidylinositol phosphate binding. The record is from RefSeq and is a predicted model, not a curated record.